GAUAAUGUGUCAAUUUUUUUAUGUUGAGGUUAUGUUUUGAAGUAACAGUGUCAUACUUAUUAUUAUAAAGAACAUUUUAACAAAUGUAUUUAAAGAAAUGCUUGUUCAAGUUGAAUUCGGUCAUGUAAAGUAUUUCCGAAAGUUAUAAUAACAAAUUUAUAAGGUGGGCUUUUAGACUAAUAUUACCAAGCACAAGAGUACAAUAUUAAUCAACUACAAUGGCUGAGGAUAAUUCUUCUCAGCCGCUUGAAGAUGAUGUUGUACAAGAAGUCUUACGUACAGGAAAAGAUUUGCGGGAAUAUUCCAAACAGGUUGAAAAGGAACUAAAAGAAGUUGAAAACAAAUCCAUUCAAGAUUACAUUAAAGAAAGCCAGAAUAUUGUUAGUCUGCAUAAUCAGAUUACAGCAUGCGAUGACAUAUUAGAGCGAAUGGAAUCAAUGUUGAUGGGAUUCCAAUCAGAUUUGGGUAGUAUCAGCAGUGAAAUUGUCUAUCUUCAGAAGAAGUCUGUAUCAAUGAGUCAACAACUACAUAAUAGACAAGCUAUUCGUGGACAACUGAGUCAGUUCAUCGAUGAUAUAUCUAUUUCAAAAGGAUUGAUCAAUGCUAUACUUGAUUCUCCAGUUACUGAAAAGGAAUUUCUUACAAAUUUGAAUCUUCUCAACCACAAAAUUAAUUUUGUGAAGGAGCAUGGCUUCAAAGAAGUAAAAGCUUGUCAAGAUGUGAAGGACGAUUUGGAAAAGUUGAAGAUAAAAGCUGUCUCAAAAAUUCGAUCUUACCUGAUGGAGCAGAUAUCGAAGUUUCGUAAACCAAUGGCAAACUAUCAAAUACCACAAAAUGCGCUGCUGAAAUAUAAGUUUUUCUUUGAAUUUGCUCUUGCCAAUGAGAGGGCUGUAGCACAAGAGGUCUAUGCUGAGUACACUGAUACGAUGAGCAAAAUUUAUUUCUCGUACUUCAAAGACUAUUCGUCACGACUUAUGAAAUUACAGUACGAAGAAAGCGCUGGGAAAGAUGACUUGAUUGGUCAUGAGGAAGUCGGUCAGAGAGGCCUCUUCCACAAAGCUUCGUUGAAAAAUAAGAGCACAGUCUUCACGAUUGGCAACAGAGGCGAUGUGCUCACAACUCAGCUGGAAGCUCCAAUUAUCAUUCCUCAUUCGGCGCAAAAGAGUGAAGCCAAGUAUCCGUUCGAGGCAUUAUUCAGAAGUGAGCAGUUUGCUCUGGUUGACAACGCCUGCAGGGAAUACCUGUUCAUCUGCGAGUUCUUCAUGGUCCAAGGCAAGGAGGCCCAAAAGCUGUUCAAUCAGAUAAUGGGCAAAACUCUUACUCUGUUAGCGAAAAACCUAGAAACGUUUGUGCAGAACUGCUACGACACUAUCGCCUUGUUCCUUUGCCUGCAUUUGAUAAUGCAUUAUCAGCUGUUGUGUCAUAAGAGAGCUGUGCCUGCCCUCGAUGAUUACUGGGAGAAAAUGCAAUCAGUUAUCUGGCCAAGAUUUAAUUACAUCUUCAGAUUGAAUAUUGCGAGUGUUAAAGACUGCGAUCCAACAAAAUUCAACAAAGAAAUGAAGCCGCAUUACAUCACAAGGAGAUAUGCUGAGUUCAGUGCAGCAAUUGUUGGUAUAAGUGAAAAUUUUCCCAGCGAACUUGUCACUAAGCUGUGUGCAGAACUUCUUGAAGAAGUUGAAUUUUUCAUCCUACGAAUGGCUGCAAUUUUCCCACAGAGGAAGGAGCAACUGAUAUUCCAUAUUAACAACUACGAUAUGAUUCUCAGUGUACUGAUGGAACACACCAGAGAUAGUUCAAGGGAAGCCGAACAUUUUCGUGAGCAAUUGAGUCAGUGGAGCACUGAGUAUGUUGAGGAGAUUCUGUCUCCUCAUUUCGGUGGAAUGAUUCAGUUUGUCAAGGAAGGCGAAGCAAUUGUUGAGAAAGGACAAUCUGACCAGCUCAAGAAACAAGAAAGUAAAUCACUUGCCCUGGUCCAGUCUUUCUCAUCGGGCUGGAAACGUUCCCUAGAAGUGAUCAACCAGGAGGUUCUCUCUUCAUUCCCAAGCCUUCUUACCGGCUCGACUCUUCUGCAGCUGGCUUUCACUCAACUCGUGCAAUACUACCAUCGCUUCCACAAGCUGCUCACUCCCACUGCCAAAGCGCAACUCACCAACAUACAUCACAUUAUGGUUGAAAUAAAAAAGUAUAAAACGUCUUAUUAAUAGAAAUAACCGUUAUGUGGUAAGAUAUUGUCAAUAUAAAUGUAUUAUACACCUAGCUUUUAAAAUAAAUAUAAAUUAUCCAGCCUAUUAAGGUUU
Molecule: messenger RNA, 2297 nt
Organism: Nilaparvata lugens (brown planthopper)
Lineage: Eukaryota; Metazoa; Arthropoda; Insecta; Hemiptera; Delphacidae
Gene: Vps52
Product: vacuolar protein sorting-associated protein 52 homolog
Exons: 13
Coding region: 219-2201 (660 amino acids)
Biological process (GO): retrograde transport, endosome to Golgi; endocytic recycling; lysosomal transport
Cellular component (GO): GARP complex
Molecular function (GO): syntaxin binding
Source: RefSeq, a predicted model, not a curated record